ACGAUCCUUCCUGUACAGUAUAAAGAAUAAGACCGUGUCUAGAGUCUGUUAAAACGCUUUUUCUUUAACCGAAAACAAAAUAAAAAUGUGGAUUCAACGAUUUGUGCUUUGUUUCAUAUGGACCGUUUUUGGAAUAUCUAAACUGACAAAUGCUUUGGUAAAACUGGAUGCCUCCUUGAAAACCAGUAUCAAAGGGAACACAACCGAGGCGUUGUUUUACUGCCGCGCCAACAAGGGCCAGCUGUAUUACCUUAACCACGUACUCACGUGGAGUAAGGUCUCACGUGACGGUCGCGAGCGGUAUCUUUCAAUCAACUGGGACUUGGUACAACACGGGGGAAACAUGGGCUACGCGAUCCGAUCACAGUUCGAGCACGGUGAUAUCUUUAACACGGCCAUCAAGGACCUGAUACAACAACCGGUCGUCUUUGUUCUUGGAAAAGACAAACUGGUGUCCGAGGACCACGGGGAAUACAUAUGUCGCGUGCACGACUUUGACCGAAACUUGGUCGCGGAGGGAUCCGUACCUGUCACGGUUUACGAAAAUGGUAUUGCACUAUGGCCGUACAGAAUUGUUGCGUCGACCGGAAAAGACGUCGGAAUAAGCUGCAAACACAACACAACAGCCACGGGUGGCGGUCUUGUGGUCUUACGACACGUAAAGAGCGACGGAAGUUCCACCACUGUGGUAAAAGACGGAAAAUUGGUCGAAACGUCUGAUAAAUAUGGGUUUACCACGCAAACGAACAACACAUCAUUGGAACACAACGUGCUCACAAUUAGAAAUCUGACGUCUGAAGAUGAAGGCAACUUAGUUUGCGAGUUGACGUCGGCCGGCAUCGUUACAGCGACCACACAGGCACCUAUUUCCGUUGACGCCAUCAAACUGAAAGUGACGCCACUAUUCUUCCUAGAAGUACCACACGACGCUGAGGCGCAAUUUAUGUGUGAGUGUGACGUCGGAUUUGAGAAGUAUUGCCUGGGCAACGACCUUCGCUGGUCGCAUAGUGACCAGAAAACCGGAAACGUGACUGAAGUUGUCACAGGUGGCAAUUCCCUUGGUGAUCCCACUCAUUAUGAGAUCAUUUCCGGCGCAGGAGGGUCGUCCAAAAAUCUCACAAUUCACGGGGUAAAAGUGGGCGAUUCUGACUACAUUUGUUCACUGCACGACCAGAUGAGCGGGAAGUUACUCGCACAGGCCUUCGUACCCGUCAGUGUCAUACCGGUAACGCUACGUACCAUGGCAAUGACAGAAAAGGACGUCGACGGGGAAAACGCCAAACUCCUGUGUGCUCUGAGCGGCACAAUGUGGGACUCGCACUAUUUCGAUACUCACUCACUCGUGUGGAGAAUAAAGGCGAAAAAUGUUGUCACUGAUGUCGCUACUAACGGAGUACUAGAUCCCAGUGUAGACAAACAGCGUUACAAUUUGCAUCUGGAUCAGAUCAAUAAGUAUUCCAUUAUUACAAUCAAAGGUAUUACGGAGGCUGACCACGGUGAAUACACAUGUGAACUAAUGAAUACUAACUCCAAGGACAAAUUGGGUCACAAGACCAUCCGCAUGUUUGGCAAAGCUGACACAUCGAGAUUUGGAACAUAAUGCGGGUCUUCCAGUCAGUUCUUACACAUAGCACUUUUUAAUGUCUCUUUCCAUACAUUGUAAUAAACUGGAUAUUUUCUA
This is a messenger RNA of Mya arenaria, 1681 nucleotides long. RefSeq lists its product as uncharacterized. Bases 86 to 1600 code for a protein of 504 amino acids. The record is from RefSeq and is a predicted model, not a curated record. Lineage: Eukaryota; Metazoa; Mollusca; Bivalvia; Myida; Myidae. The transcript has 10 exons.